UGCCAUAUUUUGACGCGCCCCGUCACCCGUCACAUGACUCGCCGGCCGGCUAUACCUUCUCUCGACUCGACUCAGAGCGGCCGCGAACCUCUCACGGCUACAACGUCUACGUCACGCAUACCUACAUGCAGUUAAACACGAUAGCGUCAUUAACUCUACGUGUUGUUUCGUCAAAAAUGGAUUGCGAAGACUUCACUUAAAUAAGUGACCAGUGAUAAUACCAAUGAGAACGGAUUACGAUGUGAAAAUAAUAUUAUUAUCAAUCUAUUUUGAGUGUUAAGUGCUAAUACGUGAUCUCUUGUUUUUGUUGUGAGACUAAGUGAAUAUGGAGACACGAAAUUAUUGGGAGGAAAACGGGCAUGCCGUCAAGUAUGACAACUACAACUCUAACGACGGUUUCGGCCGUGCUGUUGGCGAGCUCAACUUCGCCGCUCCAUCUGAGGACGAGGCCGAAUUCCCGACUGGCGCCUACCUCAAGAAGGGGAAGGUCUCGAGGCAAGACCCAAUGUCUCACCGGAUAAUCGAGAAGCGGCGCCGCGACCGCAUGAACAACUGCCUCGCGGAUCUCUCGCGCCUAAUUCCGCCCGAGUACCUCAAGAAGGGCCGCGGGCGUGUUGAAAAGACCGAGAUCAUCGAGAUGGCCAUCCGCCACCUCAAGUAUUUGCAGGAACGAGUCAACGGUUUGUACAAUGGAACAAACAGACAAUAUGCUACCGAGAGGCAAGGUGAAGAGUAUCACGCUGGGUACCAAGAAGCCGUGACGGAGGCCGUGCGAUACCUGGUGGAAGUGCAAGGAUACGGACCUGGAGACGCCCUUAGCGCGCAGCUAGCUGCGCAUCUGCAUAGACAUCGCGAACAUAUUAUCAAAGGCGUACCAACGGACUUAGCCCGAGAAAAGGUGCGUUCACAACCCGGCUCAUCUUCCGAAACAGCCUCAUCUUCAAGCAGCUCCCACGGAUACGUGGUGAAGGGGGGCGGGGUGAUAACGCAAGCGCCACCACCCCCCGCACCCUCUUUCCCGGCCGAGGUAUACGAGCAAGAGCUGGCACCAGAACAACAUUACCAGCCUAUGGAUUGCGACAGAAUAUCAAUAAGCCAGCCUUCAACUGCCCCGGAAUCGGAUCUGUGCGAAGAGCCCCUACCCCUGGACGGGCGUCGAAAGUACGAACCGUCAGUCGCGCUGCGGGCCGUCCGUAAGCUAGAUCACGACGACUACCUGCAAUCAUACAAAUUCAAAAACUCCAUUGAGCGUCGGUUCUCCCGCUCACAAGAUACUGAGGUGACGGAAUCGGGCCGCGUUGCCUCGCACUGCAAGGUGUACAACCACAAGCGACGAAGGGCUGCUAAACCUGCACCUUCGACGUCCACGUCGAACUCCGGAUCUACUGAAGAUGCGAGAGACACUUCGCCACAGAUGCCCGCGCGGUACACCUCGCGGCCCCACUUCACCCCGUCACUAUACACGUGA
Hyposmocoma kahamanoa is the source of this 1468-nucleotide messenger RNA. It is a transcript of the gene cwo, whose product is annotated as hairy/enhancer-of-split related with YRPW motif protein. The record is from RefSeq and is a predicted model, not a curated record. Gene Ontology annotation, biological process: regulation of neurogenesis; anterior/posterior pattern specification; regulation of transcription by RNA polymerase II. The transcript is spliced from 8 exons. Lineage: Eukaryota; Metazoa; Arthropoda; Insecta; Lepidoptera; Cosmopterigidae. Gene Ontology annotation, cellular component: nucleus. Bases 326 to 1468 code for a protein of 380 amino acids. Gene Ontology annotation, molecular function: protein dimerization activity; RNA polymerase II cis-regulatory region sequence-specific DNA binding; DNA-binding transcription factor activity, RNA polymerase II-specific.